GAUCGCAUUAUAUUGUAUGUUAUCGAAGACUGUGGACAGGUCUUAAAUAAUUUGAUUGAUAAAUUGUGAAGUGAUGUCGGUCCAAAAUAUGAAUGGAACGAAAGUGAAACCGGCGAAGGAAACAUUACCCGAAGUUGAGGUGGAAAGCAAUGGAAAUGGUCAUAAAAUGUACUCAUACGAAAUGCUCGAGGAGAUUGCAAAUUUCCUCUUGACGAAAACAAAUAUAAGACCAAUUAUUGGAAUAAUUUGCGGCUCUGGCAUGGGUUCGUAUUGGAAAGAUGGAUCGUUAGCAGAUACUAUUACAGACGCUGAACGGAUUCCAUACGAGGAAAUACCAAAUUUCCCCACAAGCACAGUAGAAGGCCACCACGGUCAACUUGUAUUUGGUCGCCUUGGAGAGGUCCCCGUCGUAGCUAUGCAGGGACGAUUCCAUUAUUAUGAAGGAUAUCCUUUAUGGAAGUGUUGUCUGCCCAUACGAGUUAUGAAAUUACUAGGAGUUAAAACUUUAAUGGCGACUAAUGCUGCGGGAGGCCUAAACCCUUCAUACAAAAUUGGUGAUCUUAUGAUUGUUACCGACCAUAUUAAUUUGAUGGGAUUUGCGGGUAACAAUCCGCUACAAGGUCCCAAUGAUGAGAGAUUUGGUCCCCGCUUCCCACCGAUGAACAAAGCGUAUAACUACGAAUACAGAAAAAUUGCUAAAAAGGUAGCCAAGGAACUGAAACUGGACAACAUCAUAAGGGAAGGCAUUUACACGUGUCUGGGUGGUCCCAACUUUGAAACAGUGGCGGAAUUACGAAUGUUAAAAAUGGUUGGAGUGGACGCUGUCGGCAUGUCUACUGUACAUGAGGUAAUCACAGCGCGCCACUGCGAUAUGAAAGUAUUCGGUCUCUCAUUAAUAACCAACGAAUGUAUCACGAAUUACGACGUAGAGGCCGAAGCCAACCACGAGGAGGUACUAGACGUGGGCAAAAUGAGACAGGACCUUUUAAGAGAAUAUAUUUCUAGACUUGUCCACGAGUUCAGCAAAGUUUAACACAGGAAGAGAGCAACAAAUCAAACGCGUUUAUCUAUAAAGGAUAUUGAAUAUGUAAAAACUUAGAAUAAUAUAUAGAUAAUAGCAAAAUGUGUAUUUAAAUCUAUUCAUACAUGAUUUAUGUUUCCUUUGCGUAUAGCGAUAGUAUUCACUUUGUAUAAUUGUUAUUUUUGUAUACCUUUGAUUGGGGGUUUCCUACAAAAUUAAUAUCUAAUUUAUACAUAUAAAAUUAUAUUAUUUCAUCGUUUUAUAUAUGGUGCCUUACCUUUUUUAAUUAUAAUGAAAAUCCCUUAAAAUGUUAAAUAGGUACAUAAU
Molecule: messenger RNA, 1348 nt
Organism: Pieris brassicae (large cabbage white)
Lineage: Eukaryota; Metazoa; Arthropoda; Insecta; Lepidoptera; Pieridae
Product: purine nucleoside phosphorylase
Exons: 6
Coding region: 74-1033 (319 amino acids)
Biological process (GO): nucleoside metabolic process
Cellular component (GO): cytoplasm
Molecular function (GO): purine-nucleoside phosphorylase activity
Source: RefSeq, a predicted model, not a curated record